Molecule: messenger RNA, 276 nt
Organism: Rotaria sordida
Lineage: Eukaryota; Metazoa; Rotifera; Eurotatoria; Philodinida; Philodinidae
Source: the annotation of a GenBank genome assembly
AUGGAUUUAUCAACAUCAGCAGAUAAAAAACAAUUAAAACAAUUAAUGGUUGAUUCGACGAAAAAAGAAGACAUUGAUAUAGUUGAUGGUGCUUAUGACGAUCGGCAGCAUUCAGAAACUAUUUACCCUUAUUUAACAUUAAAUGAUUUACGUGAAAAAAUUAAACAACGUGGUCAUAAUGCAUCAUAUGUUUUAUCUGAAGCUGGUUAUUUAGGUUAUUCAUGUUCAAGAUAUGUUGUUACACGUUUAUAUACAUAUGAUCAAUUAAAUGCUUAA